UGUUUCAGGUUAUGUAACAGUACAAGCUCUUUUUAAGUAAUGCAAAAGGAAAAUAAAAUUAACAAGAAGAGAAGAUUGAAGCUUUUCUAAUUAUUCACUGCAGCCAACUGCUGAUUACAGCCAUGCUCCCCUGUUUGAGUGCAGCGCCUCUUGUGCUGAGCCUCCUCCUGGUGCCCUCCUCUGUUCUGUGCUGUCAGAUUGGGAACAACAGCCAGUGUGACGCUGCUCGGUUUGUACCGGGCCACAACCUGGUGGGCGAAGGUUUUGAUGUGGUCACACUGCGCAGAAAAGGAACCUAUGUGAUUGAUGUGAAUACUUACCUGAGCCCCAGUGGCACCUGUACUCUGUACUCCAACCCUCUCCAAGGCCAUAGCCUCCAAAAGGUGCCAUAUUCUGUGGUGGACUGGCGAGCAUUCAGUCGAUGCCGUGCUGAUAUCUACAGCAGUUUUCACACUUCUACUAGCUCUCUGGUUAAUGUUUACACAUCCCAAGAUAGCAAUGACUGGAAGGUUGGCCUGGAUGUAGAAAAGUAUGUGUCUGCCAGCCUGGAGGUGGGAGGAACCCGCUCCUCCGCCUACAGCUUUGCUUCUGCAAGGACCAAAGAGGACCGCUACACUUUCAGCACGCACAGGGUCACCUGCAGCCAUUAUGGUUUCCGUGUAUCAACCACACCUUCCCUCAGCUCAGAGUUCACAAAACAUUUAGCCAUCCUGCCAAGUCACUACAACUCCUCCACCGCUGCUCAGUACAGAGAGGUCAUACAGACCUAUGGCACACACUACAUCCGACAGGUUAAUCUUGGAGGGCGACUUAGACGAGUCACAUCUUCACGAAGCUGUCUGUCGUCUCUGAACGGGCUGACCUCAGAUGAGGUCCACUCCUGUUUAUCAAUGGGCAUUGCUGUCGGCCUGGGGAAGCUGAAACUCUCCAGUGUCCAGAAGUCUUGCAGUAGUGUCUUACAAAACCAGGACUCCUCCACUCAAUACAGCUCAGGUCUCCACCAACACUACACAGAGGUAUCAGGAGGAAACGGCUGGUUGGGGGAGUUUUUAAUCUCCCAAAACGAUUCCACGGGCUACUCGAACUGGCGGGGGAGCCUGAAAGACCAUCCAGAUAUUGUUUCGUACUCCCUCCGCCCGCUCUACCAGCUCAUGCCAAGCGAGUUUCAAAAGGCUGGGAUGAAAGCAGCUAUUGAGCAGUACUUGGAGGACAAUGCUGUGAAGAUCUCGCCCAAAGAACCAUCCUGUGCAGGGUACACGCCUAACGUGGCCUCCAACUGCUGCCCUCUGCAGGCCUCAAGGGGAACUCUGUCAGUCACCAUUGUCCGUGCCUGGAAUCUCAAAGGAGAUCUAGUCGGGAACACUGACAGCUAUGCGAAGAUGUGGUAUGGUUCCAUAUAUCACAGGACCCGUAUGAUCCGAUCAAACAAUCCUUGGUGGAAUGCUCGGUAUAAUUUGGGCAAGGUCGACACACACCUGGGUCUGAGAAUUGAAGUUUGGGACGAAGACUUGAACUUUGACGACCUUCUCGGACAGUGUGUGUGGUACCUGAGGCAGGGCACUCACAGUCUCACCUGUCCAGCGAAGAGAGGAGGCUUUGAGGUCAAAUACACGCUGACCUGUGACUCACAUCUGACCGGAGACAGAUGCAACCGUUAUAAACCCUCGCCCUAGUCACAGGAGCCUGAUGAGGUUCAGAGGAAGAACGUUCCACGGUGAUCACAUUUGAUAUUUGCUUGCCGGAUCUGGUAAAAACUCACAAUUUAAACUCGAUCUUUUAAGUUUGUUAAAAAGUUUGGUUGAAUGUCUGUUAAUCAUACAGUGUACGUUAGCGGCUGCGGAGCUGAAUUGUUUCAACAAACACAUUUUGACCAUAGGGGAAAUGAAGCCACCAUUACUCAUGCUAUAACAGCACUUUUAAUGGCAUAAACUGUCAAAUUGCUGUUAUAUCAGUAAUUGUGUACCCUUUUUUAACAAAAAAAUGUCAUAUACGCUACAAGUUGUUGACUUGAUAUGUUUUCAGUCCCAAAAAAAUAAAUAAAAAAGCUUA
This is a messenger RNA of Fundulus heteroclitus (mummichog), 2049 nucleotides long. Its product is annotated as perforin-1. The record is from RefSeq and is a predicted model, not a curated record. Bases 123 to 1673 code for a protein of 516 amino acids. Lineage: Eukaryota; Metazoa; Chordata; Actinopteri; Cyprinodontiformes; Fundulidae. The transcript has 10 exons.